AUGACUACGCAACUCCCACUCCCCACCCCUCAACAGCGAGAAGAUGUUGCAGCUCGCCUUGAAGGUAUAAUCGAUGCACUCAUUGAACAUCCCAAAUGGGAGAACCCCCCAAACAAAAAUCCAACUCUUUACCAUGUAUGGGACUUUGUCAUGCGUUCCAAAUACAUGCUGAGUGAGUACGAAAAUGUUAAAAAUGGGAAAUCCGUCCAGUAUCCUAGUCAAUUCGGUGGUGCAGUCGGAUCCGGUGAUCAAGCAGCACUCGGUGUAUUCCAAGAUGUCUGCAGCCGCACCAUGAUGCUGGGUCUCUUGGUCAAUGAUACCAGUGGCAAAACUGCCAUGCUGACUGGCAAUGCUGGUCCGCCACUCGAUUUUGGCCAGAAAGUUAAGGAUGCGGUGAAAGCCUUGGAAACUGCCUGUCCCAAAUGA
This is a messenger RNA of Lachnellula hyalina, 426 nucleotides long. RefSeq lists its product as uncharacterized. The record is from RefSeq and is a predicted model, not a curated record. The transcript has 3 exons. The coding region runs from base 1 to 426 and encodes 141 amino acids. Lineage: Eukaryota; Fungi; Ascomycota; Leotiomycetes; Helotiales; Lachnaceae.